AUGGCUCCUCAAAGAAGGAAACAGAGUAACCUUCCUGAAGGCUACUCGGAAGACCAUUCGAAAGGGGCCAUGCUACGGUUCGAAGACUCACUGCCACGCCUACCUGUACCGACCCUUGAAGAGACGGCAAAGCGCUACCUCAAGUCUGUCCAUCCUCUAGUCUCCCAAUCCGAGUAUGAGCGCACGGAAAAGGCUGUCAAGGACUUCAUCGCGCCGGGCAGUCUUGGCCACACACUCCAGAAACGACUUCAGGAGCGACGUGACGACCCUACAAGGAAGAGCUGGCUAUCUGAAUGGUGGAACCAAGCUGCCUACCUGGGAUACCGUGACCCGGUCGCGCCUUUCGUCUCCUACUUCUACAGUCACCGGGAUGACCGGAAGCGAAGAGACCCCGCCAAGCGCGCGGCUGCCAUCUCGACUGCUGUGCUGGAGUUCAAGAGGCAGGUAGACGAUGGCAGUCUCGAGCCUGAGUACAUGAAGAAGCUUCCGAUGGCCAUGAGCUCGUACGAAUGGAUGUUCAAUGCCUGCAGAAUCCCAGCCAAGCCAGACGAUCACCCCGUGAAGUAUCCCGCGAGCGAGAACAAGCACAUUAUCGUCGUUCGUAAGAAUCACUACUUCAAAGUUCCUCACGAGCACAAUGGACAGGUGCUGAACACGAGCGAGCUGGAGUCACAAUUCAACAAAGUGUACCAGUUUGCAGAGAAACAGCCAGGUGUUGGGAUCAUGACUACGGAGAACCGCGACAACUGGACUGGCAUGCGCGAACGGCUGAUUAACGGCAACGCCGGUAACAAGGCCGUCCUUGAAGCCAUCGAAUCCGCGUCCUUCGUCGUCUGCCUCGAUGAUGCUACACCCGUCACGCUGCACGAGCGAUCAUACCAGUACUGGGUCGGUGAUGGCAUGAACAGGUUCUUCGACAAGCCCCUCCAAUUCAUCAUCAACGACAACGGCACUUCUGGCUUCAUGGGCGAACACAGCAUGAUGGACGGCACUCCAACCCACAGACUGAAUGACACCGCGAUGAGCUGGAUCUUCAAUGAAAAGCUAGACUUCGACAAUCCCGAGAAGCGCUCAGACAUCCCGGACCCGACACCUCUCAAGUUCCAGCUGAACGGUGAAAACAUGGCAGAUAUCGCUCUGGCCACCACCCACCACGUCGGUCGCAUGAGCCAGCAGGAGCUCCGCGUAGAAGCGUACCAGGGCUACGGAAAGGGGCUGAUGAAGAAGCUCAAAUGCUCGCCAGAUGCUUACGUCCAAUUGCUCAUUCAGCUGGCAUACUACAAAUUCUACGGCAAGAGCCGACCAACCUACGAAUCAGCAGCUACUCGUCGUUUCCAGGAGGGCAGGACAGAAACCUGCCGAUCUGUCUCAGACGAGAGCGUCGCCUUCUGCCAGGCCAUGUCGCACCCGCUGUCGACCAAAGAAGAGUGCCAAGAGCUGUUCAAGAAGGCUAUUAAUGCCCACGUCACCUACAUCACCGAUGCUAGUGACGGCAAGGGCAUUGAUAGGCACCUGUUCGGCUUGAAGAAGCUCAUAAAGGAAGGCGAGGAAGUCCCAGAGCUGUACAAGGACCCGGCGUACACGUACAGCAGCACCUGGUACAUCAGCUCUUCCCAGCUGAGCUCGGAAUACUACAACGGGUACGGGUGGUCGCAGGUCAUUGAUGAGGGCUGGGGCAUGGCAUACAUGAUCAACGAGAACAGCAUCCAAUUCAACAUCGUCAGUAAGAAUCUCGGCGCCGAGCGCAUGGCCUUCUUCCUCAACGAGGCGGCGGGCGACAUCCGGGACAUCAUGAUGCCCACGUUGGAGACCAAGGCGAAGCUUUAG
Molecule: messenger RNA, 1827 nt
Organism: Saxophila tyrrhenica
Lineage: Eukaryota; Fungi; Ascomycota; Dothideomycetes; Mycosphaerellales; Extremaceae
Gene: CAT2
Product: Carnitine O-acetyltransferase mitochondrial
Exons: 3
Coding region: 1-1827 (608 amino acids)
Biological process (GO): carnitine metabolic process
Cellular component (GO): mitochondrion; peroxisome
Molecular function (GO): carnitine O-acetyltransferase activity
Source: RefSeq, a predicted model, not a curated record